This is a messenger RNA of Exophiala bonariae, 2622 nucleotides long. RefSeq lists its product as uncharacterized. Lineage: Eukaryota; Fungi; Ascomycota; Eurotiomycetes; Chaetothyriales; Herpotrichiellaceae. The record is from RefSeq and is a predicted model, not a curated record. Gene Ontology annotation, biological process: protein dephosphorylation. Gene Ontology annotation, molecular function: protein tyrosine phosphatase activity. The transcript has a single exon. The coding region runs from base 1 to 2622 and encodes 873 amino acids.
AUGUCGGCAACCGCCACAACUGCAUUCAAAUCACCAUCCCACACCCACAGUCAUUCCCAUUCCCAUUCCAAAUCGCAUUCUCACUCCCACUCCCACUCACAAUCCCGCUCUCGCGUUUCUACCACUCCUCGCCCACCACCCAGCGUAGCCUCGGUCGGUCAAUCGAUGCCACCUCUACUCACUCCCAACGUCAAUCCAUUUGCUCCUCAAAACUCGAAAGAUCCAAAGAGUCCGAGCCCGAGUUAUUUUGGCUUUGUGGUUGGAAACGACGAUAGCAUCCCCCCCGACUCAAAUCCAGGAAAUCAUGCCCGACAAAACUGGAAUCUCCCGACCAACUCGUCUCAGACCACCAUGGCUCCCACACGUGCCGUCGAAUCAAACCCCGAGUUCGAAGCCUUUCGAAGACAGUCGGAACACAAUCAUCGCUUCACUCUCAACUCGUCAGUCUCGUCAUUAGCCCGCCCAUCUCAAUCCAGGACCACGUCGUCCAAUACACAAAUCGAAUCUCCUCUAUCGCCUUUGAGUAAACGACCAAUGUUGGAACGGAACAAGACAUCGAGAGAAGUUUCUUUGCCGCAGGAUGUCAAAAUGGGAGAAGCGUCAUUCUUCGACAUACCCCGGCGGCAGUCCCCUGCCAUGAUGACCCAUACACACAGCGUAGCCGACCAUCAGCAUGCAAGACUCUCACUACCCAUGAGCGGUGCACUUACUCCACCCACUUUCAACCUGAAUAGACAAACUAUCAGGUCUGACACACUUCCUCCUUCCAGUGACAAGGACUCGCAACCCAUCGUCUCGGCCGCACAAAUUCGAGAUCUCCUACAAACCAGUGCCGAGAAAACGUUGAUCCUCGACCUCCGGGUAUAUCAACAAUUCACCACAUCCAGAAUUCGUGGUGCCCUCAAUUUAUGUAUACCAACAACCUUACUCAAGCGACCCGCUUAUAAUGUACAGAGACUGGCAGAUACAUUUUCUUCCGAGUCCGACCGAGAAACUUUUGCUAAAUGGGAACGAUGUACUCAUAUUGUUGUCUAUGACGCCAACUCAAACCUGGCCAAAGAAGCUCAAACUCCGUUGAAUGUGCUCAAAAAGUUCACCACUGAAGGAUGGGAAGGUACCGGCUUAGUCAUUAAAGGUGGCUUUCUAGCGUUCUCCAAGUUGGUUCCCGAAAUGAUCGAGUCUGGGCCAAUUCAAUCUGCCAAAGGUGCCUCCACGCAGCCACUCUCGAUUUCGGCAGGUAAGGAUACCCUAGCGGUGGCCGGUGGUUGCACCAUGCCCGCAGAGCAAUCGGCUGCCAAUCCCUUCUUCGGAAACAUUCGCCAGAACACAGAUCUCCUGGAUGGCGUUGGACAAAUGCCAAUCAAGAUGCCCAAUGACAUGUCCUCCUCGGCAGAACGCCACUUACCAAAAUGGCUACAACGUGCUUCGGCGAAAAAGGAUGAGGGCAAAGGCGUUUCGGAAAAGUUUUUGAAGAUUGAGAAGCAUGAACAAAAGCGAAUGCAGGAAGCGCUGAAUGUGCAAGUAUCCUAUGGUACACCGAGACCUGACAGGGCGAAACACAUUCAGAUCGCAGGCAUCGAGAAAGGGUCCAAAAAUCGCUACAACAACAUCUUUCCCUAUGACCACACUCGGGUCAAACUACAGGACAUCCCACAAGGCAGUUGCGAUUACAUCAAUGCCAACCAUGUCAAAGCCCGAUUCUCUAACAGACAUUAUAUCGCAACUCAAGCACCAAUUCCAGCGACUUUCAACGACUUUUGGAAAGUGGUCUGGGAACAAGAUGUACGAGUUAUCGUGAUGUUGACUGCAGAGUCUGAAGGUGGACAGGUGAAAAGCCACAAGUAUUGGAGUCCGGGAGAGUACGGCCCAUUCAAGCUGAAGGAACUGUCCGAACGAAAAGUGAGCUUGGAACCUAAGAAGCCCACAAAUAACAGUCCACAAGCAUCGUCUGCGAGCGCCAGACCUUCGCUAGGUCCUCGGAGGUCAACGACAGCCAACGUGUCUACCAGCCAAAGUUCGACAAAUGUGAAGUCGUCCGGCUCGAAAGCUUCGAGCAUUACAGUGCGCAAUUUCGCACUGAGUCAUUCUGGUCAACCUUUCCAGGCAAUGCGCGAAAUCACUCAAAUCCAAUAUGCUGAUUGGCCUGAUUUUGGAGCCCCAGCGAGUCCCAUGGAGAUUUUGGGCUUGGUGGAGCAAGUCAACAAAUACAUCAAAGCAUCAAGUCCGUCUGGUCGAUCCUCCACAAGCGGCGUUACUCCUGAAGGGCGACCACCUGUGUUGGUACAUUGCAGUGCUGGUUGUGGACGAACUGGUACAUUCUGCACAAUCGAUUCAGUGAUUGACAUGCUAAAACGUCAAAAACUUUCCAACGAUGAUCACGAGAAUGAUCGAAUGGACAUCGACGGAGGACAAGAUUGGGUAUCCCGGGACGAUGUUGAUCUUGUUGCUCAGACUGUUGAUGACUUUCGCCAUCAAAGACUCAGUAUGGUGCAAAACUUGAGGCAGUUCGUCCUUUGCUACGAGAGUGUCUUGCAAUGGUUGGCAAGUCAAGAGGGAACGAGUCCAGGCGAGAAGCAAAAGCGACCCGGGAUUCAGGAUAGCAGACGUAGCUAUCACGGUUGA